Messenger RNA from Penicillium macrosclerotiorum, 207 nucleotides. RefSeq lists its product as uncharacterized. The coding region runs from base 1 to 207 and encodes 68 amino acids. Lineage: Eukaryota; Fungi; Ascomycota; Eurotiomycetes; Eurotiales; Aspergillaceae. The record is from RefSeq and is a predicted model, not a curated record. The transcript is spliced from 2 exons.
AUGACACGGCCAGAUGUGGCCGCUUUUGACGUCGUUCCAAGCCGCUCGAUCACCAUUAGCGGCCUUGGUGUCGCCUUCGACAAUGCCUACGGCCAACCUGAUCUACUACCACCCGUGCUUGACGUUGGCCACGCCCUGGUACAGCGGUACAGCGUAUGCAGGCAUGAGGUGGGGGCAACUCGGGCCGGAAACCAAGCUGUUAGGUGA